AGAUUUCAUAAACCGCCCUUUCAGGAAUUCGAAAAAACGGUCUCAAUCUGAAAUUCCUGCUGAUUUGUGCCCGUUAUAAGGAAUGGGAAACUCCCCGCUUCAGUUCGGUACCCUUAAUCGGUAAUUUUGACAGUUUUGUGUUGGUUCCGGACCGAAAAGGCGCUUCAUUUGAACUUCAAAGACUUCAAGCAACGAUCCUUCAUCAUAUCAACUCUGAACUAACAUUAGUGGCAUUCAAUAUUGUUUCGACAAUAAAAAGUUAGUGGCAACAGUGGUAACCAAAUGCCAAAGUGAAUGUCGAUGGAAUGUUUACCUUUUGCAAGCCCCAACAUGGAUGUAUUUAAACUAAAAACGGGCAAUCCGGAGUUCAAAGAUCGGCAGAAAAAGGUCUUCGACCAAUUGAUGGUGUUGGAAAACAACCGCAAAAACACAAACUCGUCCAGUGACAGCGCCGGAGGCCCGCGAGAUGACCGCAGUGCUCAACGUAGCCAAACGCGGGCUUUCAGAGGAAAAGAGAGCAUUUUCAAACGGCCCCAGAACCCCGCACCUAAAAGCUACAUCAACAAAAUACCAGACUUCAAGAAAAACCCGCACAAAUGGACAAGGUAUUCCCUUGAAGACGUCCAGGAAGUUACAGAAGAAAGCAAUGCCAAAUCCGCGAUGGAGUUCCUACGGGAGCUGGCAAACCGGAAAAAGCUGGAGAAGGGAAUCGUUGAGGAGAAGCUGGGGGAAUUGCCCUCGAAAAUCGUCUUCAACAAGCACAUUCGGCUGACAGAAACAUCAGGCACCGCUGAACCUGUGAUGAUAAUGGAAAAAGCUCCGACAAGCUCUGAACCAGCGCAAAAACCCUCGUAUAAAAACGCAAAGCUAGUGAUGCCCGAGUAUGUGAUUGGACAGAAAGUGGCCAAAAAGGAAAAAAGAUCCGGUAAACCCAAACCGGUCAAAGGAAAAGAGCUCAAACUGGAUCAUCUCAUGAUUGAAGGAGACUAGAGAUUUACCCAGUUUAAGUCAUAAGGCACAUUUAGGGCUAGUGAAAUGCGAUAAUCUCCAUUAUAGAUUCAUUGGCUAUUAAACUUAGGUAAGAGCUAUA
Molecule: messenger RNA, 1090 nt
Organism: Dendroctonus ponderosae (mountain pine beetle)
Lineage: Eukaryota; Metazoa; Arthropoda; Insecta; Coleoptera; Curculionidae
Product: protein TSSC4
Exons: 4
Coding region: 295-990 (231 amino acids)
Source: RefSeq, a predicted model, not a curated record